AACCACCGUUUCAAAGUACUACAUGAAAUUAGAUUGGAUUGUGACCAAAUAGCACGAAUUGAUUUUCUUAACACGUAAUGAUCGGUAUAAGAAUCGCUAUUUACCUUUAUUUUCGUCCAAAUUCCAUAUGUUUCUCGACUACUCUGACCAAAAAAUGCAAAACUACUUAAUGCAACAUUUAAUUAAACAGCAAAUCCAACAGCCGUUAAAGGCGCCAAUAACAGCCUUGACUGACGCGGCGGCGGCGACACACAACAACACACGCACACCACACACAACGCUCUACGCCAAACUACAAAUAGUUGCGCUAAAAUGGCAAUAAAUACUUGCACAAGCUAAUUCACCAACAAAUGUUGUUAUUGUUGUUGCGCAAAUAAGGUGUUACUUUGGUCACGGCUGCUGUGUCAACAGAUGACGUUUGGCUUGCACUUGGCCAGUUGGCAGGCAUAAAUUAAUGAAAAUCCACUGAGGUGAGUGUGCGAAUGUGUGUUGCUGGCAACAUGUUGCUGAUAUAUGUAUACAGAGUAGUGUAUACAUGCUGCUACGAUUAAGCGCUGUUUGCAUUAAAAUGAUUUAUGCCAACGAAUUGACAUGGACACGGCCGGCACAGAGGCGUACAAAGGCGGAUCGGAUACAUACGAACAUAUAGUACAUACAUACAUAUGUGUGUGUUGCAAGUGCGCUUAUUAGCAAAAUUACUGAACUAUACUUGUAUGUAAAUGUGCUCUUAUGCAACUAAGUAUGCAAGCGUGGUAUUGCUGCCAGCGACAACAAUUGCAAGUUGUUUCAGGGUUUCAUCAAUCAAAAUACGUUAAGUCGGAUAGUAUUCAGAAAACCUCAGCAAAAGCCGGACACCAAUAUAACAGCAAUCUAAAGCAACAAAAUAAAAUAUGCAUGUAGAAGUAUUCCCCUGCAUCAACCCACUCCUACGAUUUCAAAUCGCAAAGCUAAAUAUCCAUUGAAAGGUACCCCAACGGAAGUUGUUUAAAUAUCAAGAGCUAAAUACUAUAGAUAAGUGAUAGAUGUUAAAAACAAAAAAAAAAAAACAGUGGAUAUGAUUUUAUCACUGCUCUGCGUAAUUGAAUUUCAUGGUAAAAAAUCGGGUAUCAGUAGAGCACGGCAACAAAUUCAUUAACGCUCGCAAAAACGAGAAAUAGAGAAAAUAUGAUUUAAAGCCAACACGCGCACGAACCAACGAUGAUAAGACAACAUUCAACCGAAGUAGAAACUUUUGCUGUCGGCACACACUAAGCAACAAUGUGGGAAAAUAAUGUGUAAAAGUGGGAUGGCUAUAUGCUUCACGCGCGACUGUACCAGCGAAUUGACAAAAGCUAAUAGCAAAACUGUACUUUUUUAUAUCGGGCAACCACACAUAUCGGUGAAUAAAUACGGACAUUGCGCGAGUAAUGAAUCACGUAGGCUUAAAUUCUGUGUGAAACACCUUUAUUAGGUUGGGUGUAGGUGAAAUUGCAGUUACAUUUGAAAAUAGAAAAUGUCUCGUGCUGGAAUUUGAAAUUGAAGGGAAUCACAGCUGGUAAGCUUGUCCACUAGCCACCGAUAAAAUAAUCAAAUAUAAACAGUGUGGGCGCUGUUAUCAAAAUUAGUAUUGCAUUGAUUUUUAUGGCCGCCGGUAGUGCCAUAAACCGGUGAUAAAAACCAAUGAGAAUUUCGAAAACUAAGAGAAAGAACGAGUGAAAGUGCGAAUAAAGUGAAGUGGCUAUCGAACAAAAAUCGACAAUAAUUUAAUUACUUCUAACAAAACAAAAGCAAAGUACAUAAGCGCCACUUGUUGAUUAGUGAUUAGAAAUACGUUUACUUAAAACGAACAAAAAUGCGAAGAAACGAGUUCGAAAACAGCACUUACAAUGCACAAAACACGCCUUCCGCAGCGGUUUAUGUGCAGAAUUCAACUUCCGAUCCCACAGUCAAUCCAUACGAGCGCACAGAGGUGGAAGAUUUGAAUAGCAGUCAGACUAUUGUCACCGAUUCAGAUACAGUUAGCAGCACACAACAACAAUUAAAUCCACUGCGACGCAUUUUCAUAUUGGAACCGCCCAUAUUUCUUCUGAAUUUCGCCACAUCACUAACAUCGGUGGUAUUUACCAAUCAAUUACUUUAUCAGUCCUGCAAAGUUACAUUUGGAUACAGCGAAGCCGAAUGCGAGCCAAUGUUGGGCAUUUCGAAUGCAACAAUAAAUCAUGACAUCGAAAAUCAAGUGCAGCCUUAUGUCUCACGCAUUAUAUUAGCCAAUUCAUUGGUUUCCAGUAUUAUACCCGCAGUACUAGCGCUUUUUAUUGGCGCGUGGUCUGAUCGUUUCGGACGCCGGCCGGUGCUUUUGAUUUCACUUAUUGGUAUUUUCCUGGGUUAUAUUGUCAGCUUUAUUUUGGCCAUGGUCUCCGCUGAAUCUCCCACUAAUCCAUGGCUGUAUGUUAUCGCACAAAUUCCCGCGGCAGUGACUGGCUCUUCCUGUGCUGUUAUGAUCGUCUGUUACUGUUAUAUCGCCGAUGUGGCGCCACCACAAUUAAAGGGUCUCAAAAUGGUCUUGAAUGAUGCUGCCAUCGGUGCUGGUUCCGUCACCGGCACACUGGCGGGCAGUGCACUCUUCGCACACACCAGCAUGCAAGUCGUAUUUGUCAUUUCGGCAGCAGCAAUACUGCUAGCCUUCGUAUAUAUCUACCGCGUGAACGAGGAGAGUUUGAAGGUGGCGCACACAACGCUGGGUUAUAAACUCUGCCAAUUCUUCAGCAUUAAUCAUGUGAUUGAUCUGGUGCGCACCUGCGUUGCCAGACGUGCCAAUUACAUGCGCACUUUCAUCUGGUUCUCCAUGAUCGCUUUGAUCAUAACCAAUUUCACAACGUCUGGUGAGGGCAACGUAUUCUACUUGUUCUUGCGCGCCAAAUUCGAUGUGACCGUGAGCCAGUACAGUGACUACAAUUCGAUUAGCGAUGCCAUACAAAUUAUCGGUGGCAUUAUUGCUGUUAUUGCAUUCAGAAAGUAUUUGCGGCUGUCUAUCGUCAGCAUGGCCAUGCUCUCUCUCCUCUCCGCGGUUGGUGAGAGCACAGUGCGUGCCGCCGCGCAGCAGUUCUGGGAAAUGUACCUCGCCACGGCGCUGGGCUUCAUGUCGGGCAUUAUUGCACCCAUGUUGCUGACAAUACUCGCCUUCGUCACGCCCACAAACGAAACCGGCAAGGUGUUCUCCGUCACUACUGCGCUGCAGACAAUCACACCGCUCGGCGCAUCGCCGCUUUAUACGAGUGUUUACGAUGCCACACUCUCCUCCUAUCCGGGCAUGUUCAAUAUUAUCAGCGCGUUGUUGUAUUUGCUUAGUUUUGUGCUCGUUACCGUGAUAUUAAUAGUAUCGAAACGCAAGGCGAUUACCGUUAGUCCUCCAAUUCCAUCCAGAGUAACAGCGCAUAAACUAUUUGAUUUUUUUUUUCUAAGUAAUCCCUCAAACGGUAGUGUUAUGUCGAUAAAACAAGAAACAAUAGCCGCUGAAAAAUUGCAGGCAAUCGAGGAGGAUAAUAAUAGUGAAGUAGCCUCGAGUAAAUCGGAUGGAAAGAGAAAGUUUACCGUGAUAGAACCUGCAUUGUUUCUAGUUUAUAUAGCGACAGCAUUGGCCGGUGCUGUGCUACAAAAUCAAGAACUUUAUCAAACUUGUGUUGCCGUUUACGAUUACGAUGAGGAAUUGUGCGAACCCAUGUUGGGAGUUAUACCCAAAAACGCGACAUCACAAGCCAUCGAAACCCAAGUGCAACCCUAUGUGGCCAGGAUUAUUAUGGCGAGUUCGCUGAUUAACAGCGUUUUGCCCGCAUUCCUCAGUUUAUUUAUUGGACCAUGGUCUGAUAAAUUUGGACGUAGACCUAUACUUGUAGCAACCUUUGCAGCGGCAUUUCUCGGACAUCUUAUAACGUCAAUAUUGGCGGGUAUAUCUAUGGCGACACCGAUAAAUCCUUGGAUCUACGUUAUAUCAUACAUACCACCAGCACUAACUGGUAGCAACUGUGCCCUGGUAGCGAUGGCAUUUUGUCUGGUUUCCGAUGUGUGUGAUGAGGGCGGCAGAGCUAGGCGCCUGUUCUUGGUUGAGGGUGCUAUGGGUAUUGGUACACUGGUUGGUAAUUUGAUAGCCAGUUCCAUACUGGCCGCAACUGGUACUAUCGGCGUAUUCGUAAUUGCCGCGAGUAUGGAUUUGGUAGCGCUACUUUAUAUCGCCAUCUUUAUAACCGAAAGUUUGAACGUGAAACACGAAAGAACUACGUCGCAUGUACGUGAGUUCUUCAAAUUCGAUUUGAUUAAGGAUCUGGUUAAAACUUGCCUGAAACGCAGACCGCACUAUGAUCGCGGCAUCAUUUGGUGUAUUAUGUUCGCCUUAAUUUCGACAACCUUUGUGCAGCAGGGUGAGGCGAAUUUACUUUAUCUGUUUCUACGCAACAAAUUCAAUCUCACGCUGCAAGAAUUCACCACUUUCACUGCGGCCGGCAUUGGUAUCAAAAUGAUUGGUUGUGCCAUCGUUUUGGUAUUAUUGCGUGUGGUAUUCAGCGCGCCUUUAACUGUGGUGGCUAUACUUGGCUUGUUGGGUAGCUUCGCCGACAGUUUAAUACGCGCUUUGGCUGAGAAGUUUUGGCAGAUGUAUGUGGCCGCGGUUGCGGGCUUCAUGGCUGGCAUUAACAGCCCCAUGUUGCAAGCGGUACUUGCAAGUUUGGUGGACCGCACAGAAAUCGGCAAAGUAUAUGCGGUAAUUACCUCACUGCAAACACUAUCACCUUUGGCGUCGUCGCCAAUCUACACUGGUAUUUACAACGCGACAUUGGUAUCAUCUCCGGGUGCCUUCUACUUUCUCAGCUGUGGUAUCUAUGCCGCAAACUUUUUGCUCAUAACGAUUAUAUACUUUAUGCAGCGUAAGAGUAGUUCCAGAGCAACGACGGCCAAUGAGUAUAAGCUCGGAUGCGCAGUUGUACGGAGUAAAUUUGUGCGCCUGGUUUUUGCUGAUUUAAAACGAAAUCUUAACUUAAACAAGCAACACACAAUGGCAGCGCGUCGGCCAACCUCGUUGAAUCUGAAUGCGCGACACUCGUUGACUUCUCUCGAGCAGUUCGUCUCCGAAGUUGGUACUGCAAUGCCGUUAACACCCACUACAACACCGGAAAUUACGCCGCUACCGUUAUUUCCAAUAAUCGAAACCAAAACAGCAGAAGCUGUAGCGAGUACCAAUAAUAAUGUGGCUUCAAAUAAUUCUGUGGAAAAAAAUAAAAGUACCGUGAUUGAGCCGGCAGUCUUUCUGGUUUACGCCGCCACAGCGAUGGCCGGUGCCGUUUUGCAGAAUCAACAACUCUAUCAGACCUGUCACGCUGUCUAUAAUUAUGAUAAAGUACUCUGUGAGCCAAUGUUGGGGGUUAUUGCCAAAAAUGAGACUUCCAAAGAAAUCGAAACCAAAGUGCAACCCUAUGUGGCCAACAUUAUAAUGACGAGUUCGGUGAUAAGCAGUGUUUUGCCGGCUUUCCUCAGUUUAUUUAUUGGACCUUGGUCGGAUAAGUUUGGACGCAGACCGGUGCUUGUAGCAACUUUUUCAGCGGCCUUCAUCGGACACUCUAUAACAACCAUUCUCGCAGCAAUAUCUCUGGCAACACCUUUGAAUCCAUGGGUUUAUAUAUUAUCGAAUGUACCGUUGGCUUUGACCGGUGGCACCUGCGCGUUAAUAACAAUGGUAUUCUGUCUAGUCUCCGACGUGUCGGACGAGGGCGGCAAGGCGAGACGUAUGUUUUUUGUGGAUGGCGCUUUGGGUAUUGGUACGCUUAUUGGCAAUGUGAUCAGCAGUUAUAUAUUGGCUGGAACCGGCACCAUAGGAGUAUUCAUCAUUGCUGCCAGUAUGGAUUUGCUAGCGUUGCUGUAUUUGCUCUUCUUCGUGGGCGAAAGUUUGAAGAUACAACACGAACGAAAAGAGUCAAACUUGCGAGAGUUCUUCAAGUUCGGCUUGAUUAAGGACUUAGUAAGGAGCUGUCUAAAACGCAGGCCACACUACGAUCGUGCCAUUAUUUGGUGUAUAAUGUUCACCUUGGUCACUACAACAUUUGUAAUGCAGGGUGAGUCCAAUGUUUUUUAUCUGUUCCUACGCAACAAAUUCAAUCUCACGCUGCAGCAAUUCACGACCUUUAAUGCCGUCACGAUCUGCAUUAAAAUGGUUGGUUGUGCUCUCAUUUUGAUAUUGUUGCGAGUGCUAUUCAAGGCACCUCUUACAGUUGUCGCCAUGCUUGGCUUGUUGGGUUGUCUCACCGACAGUUUAAUACGCUCAUUGGCGCAGGUAUUUUGGGAGAUGUACUUGGCCGCGACUUGUGGCUUCAUGGGCGGCAUUAACAGUCCGAUGUUGCAAGCGGUACUCGCAGGCUUGGUUGAAGCCACCGAAAUCGGUAAAAUCUAUGCUGUGAUCUCUUCAUUGCAAACACUUUCGCCGCUGGCUUCGGCGCCGGUUUACACCGGUAUUUACAGAGCGACACUGGAAUCAUAUCCUGGUGCGUUUUACCUGCUGAGUGCCGCAAUUUAUUGCAUCUGCUUUGUGCUUAUUACCGUCUUGUUUAUUAUGCAAAGAAUCGGUGCCAAAGCUGCCAAGCAACAGUCAACGGCUGAGGGAAAUGUUUAGCAGAAAUCUGCUAUUUGUACAAACAACUUGAUACCAAAACAAAAUUUUUAUAUAAAAAAGUAUAAAUAUUUUGACAGAAACCAGUAUUUACAUAUUUAUGUACUUGCAUGUAUGUAUGUAUAUGCGUGUGUCUGAGUAAUGAUUAAAUAGGCUUAAGAUCUGCUUUAAGUUCGCUAAACAUAAGUGCAUCUAUUUAGCUGAAUAUAAUAUCUGUAUAUAUGUAUGUAUGUAAAUAUGUAUGUUUAGAGUAAAAAAUUAAUUAAGAGAAAAUAUUUGUAGAUAUGAAUAUUAAUAUGCAUGUGGGUCUAUAUAGAACAAAACUAGAAAUUAUUUACAAAAAAAGUAAGUUGUCCAUACUCGUAUUAUUUAAAAUUCUAAAUAAAAUGAGGUAAGGCGGUGAGUUCAAACACAACUACGCAUAAAGUAUAAAAACAAA
Molecule: messenger RNA, 7067 nt
Organism: Bactrocera neohumeralis
Lineage: Eukaryota; Metazoa; Arthropoda; Insecta; Diptera; Tephritidae
Exons: 33
Coding region: 1832-6631 (1599 amino acids)
Biological process (GO): transmembrane transport
Cellular component (GO): membrane
Molecular function (GO): transmembrane transporter activity
Source: RefSeq, a predicted model, not a curated record